AUGCGACUACGCCGGCCUUUUUCCUCGCGCUUUCCUGGCUUGGCCGACCACGACAGCAUGCGUUGCGGAAGUGAGCUGAUCAAGCGCGCCAUGGCGCAGCAGAUGCCGCGCAUCGCAUGGCAUGCGCAUAGUCGAGUCGCCUAUACCCCUGUAGCGGCCCGCCUGUCGCGAUCCCUGGUCCCUCUACGCUCGCUCACAACGACGCCACCACGGUGCCAUGGUGGCAUUACGCGCCCAGCGCCGGGCACUGGGAUCAAGGUGACAUUCCGUGACUCGCAGGGCAAGGACAUUAAAACGGUCGAGGCGAAUGAUGGCGAUGAUAUCCUGUCUAUCGCACAUGAAUACGAUAUCGAUCUGGAGGGAGCAUGUGAGGGAUCUAUCGCGUGCUCGACGUGCCAUGUGAUUCUUGAAGAGGACGUUUUUGAUCAGCUUGAGGAGCCUUGUGAUGAUGAAAAUGAUAUGCUGGAUCUGGCCUUUGGUCUGACAGACACAUCUCGCCUUGGAUGCCAGGUGCACGUUACGCGCAACUUGGAUGGUCUCGUUGUACAGCUACCGUCCGCUACCCGCAAUAUGUACGUGGAUGGCGCGAGAGGCGGCCAUUAG
Malassezia restricta is the source of this 603-nucleotide messenger RNA. RefSeq names its product ferredoxin-2, mitochondrial. Gene Ontology annotation, molecular function: 2 iron, 2 sulfur cluster binding. The record is from RefSeq and is a predicted model, not a curated record. Gene Ontology annotation, biological process: P450-containing electron transport chain; positive regulation of oxidoreductase activity. The transcript has a single exon. Gene Ontology annotation, cellular component: mitochondrion. NCBI's taxonomy places the organism in Eukaryota, Fungi, Basidiomycota, Malasseziomycetes, Malasseziales, Malasseziaceae. Bases 1 to 603 code for a protein of 200 amino acids.